Fusarium odoratissimum NRRL 54006 is the source of this 2671-nucleotide messenger RNA. RefSeq lists its product as uncharacterized. The coding region runs from base 675 to 2255 and encodes 526 amino acids. NCBI's taxonomy places the organism in Eukaryota, Fungi, Ascomycota, Sordariomycetes, Hypocreales, Nectriaceae. The transcript has a single exon. The record is from RefSeq and is a predicted model, not a curated record.
CACUUAAGAGCCCGUUCCCCGUACACGCACCUCGCUCGCUGCAGCAAGCAAAUUUUUAGUGUGGCCGGCGUCGCGCAAAUCCGCUCUUCCCGCGCCAUUCAUUCCCAGUCCCCUUCAUCACGAGCCUGGGUCCCCCGUCUCUCGUUUUGGUCAUUCACUCACUCACUGUAGUAUUUGCACCAGCAACUGGCACGCACUGCUACUACGCCUCUUCUUUCAUCCUUCGUUUUCCUUCUCGUCUCACCCAAACUAACACAAUACGAGUCGAGUAGUUAUUCACUAGAAUACUGCUUGGUCCUGCUCCUACUGUUUUCUAACACUCGUUACUGUCUCCCUUUUUUCUUCUUCCUCAAUUCUUUUUCCUUUUUUGUCCUUUGCUUUACGCGCAUUCGCUGUUUGCUGCCGCGCGUGCCUUUCGUACUCCUUAUCCACAUCGCACAAGCCGAGACAAUCCAGCGACAUUUUGCUCGACUUGACGACCGCUUGCGCCCUCUCCCCUAUCAGACACGAGACACUAGAGACCUCUUUUUAUCUGAGACGGUCGCUGCUUUUCCUCAUUGGAUUUGUCUUUCCUUGUGCCGAACCCUCCUGGGUACUCCGUCUCCUUACCCGCCGUCACCCAGCACCUCAUAUCGACAGCUUGGUUGAAUUGACGACAACACCGACCGUUCAAGAUGCAGCUUCGACGAUUCUUGCUUCUGGGUAUGCUCCUCGGAGCCGAGGCCACUCAACUCGUUGCUCGUCAAAAUACCAACUCCGACUCUGCUGCCGCUCCCUCAACCGAUUCCUCUCCCGCGAGUACUGCUGAAGCCGAUCCCACGAGCGACGACUCUGCUGCCACUACUGCAGCAGAACCUACUACCGCCGCCCAACCUACCGACGAUUCUAGCACCGCUGACGGAUCUACUACUGAUGGAUCUUCUGAUGGAGGCUCAACCACAGCUGAGGAUGUCACCGUUACCAAGACGGUGACUGUCACUGAUGCCAAUGCCAAGACCGUGAGCCGUCAGACUACUGUCAUGAAGACAAUUACAUCCACUGUCGUCGUUACGUCGACUGCGUUCGAUACCAAGACUGUUACUAGCAGCGACGCUGAGACCGCAACGACUACGACCUACGUUACCUCGACAAAGUGGGCUAACGAGAAGCGUGCCCUUGAUUUGGCUCCUCGAACCAUCGGCGGUGUUGAACUCGUUGCUCCUGCUUUGCCUACCUAUACUACUACCACCAGUGCUCCUCCUCACUUCAACGCUCAAAUCGAAGGUGAACACUACGGUCUCCGAGCCUUCCGACGAGGUCUUCACAAGCGUGCCACGACCACCACUACCGUUACUGUGACGGACGGCGGCGGCGACUCCGAUACCACUGUCUUCAACACUAUUUCCCGAACCGUUAUUUCCACCGUCAGCAGCCAGACCAAGAUUACCAAGACCAUCACCGAGACCGAGCAGGCAGGUGCUAGUACCACCGUCACUGUCACCAGCACCCUUGUUGUUACAUCUACUAGAGUGACCACUGGUGUUGUCCGCACAGCGACUGUUGCUCCUUCUGGAGAGUAUGGUCCUUCCGGUACUGGCGGUGCCAGCUCUGAUAACAACAGCAGCAGCAACAGCAACGAUGGAGGCCUCUCUACAGGUGCCAAGGCUGGAAUUGGUGCUGGUGUUGGUGUUGCUGGCCUUGCCAUCAUUGCUGGUCUCCUUUGGUUCUGUCUUCGCAAGCGCCGCAAUGCUAAGAACAAGGCCGAGUAUGACGAUGUCUUUGGCGCCUCCGAGGUUCCUGUUGGUGGCCGUGGUGGUGGCGGCGCUGCUGCUGCUGCCGGUACCAGCCCCCACAUGUCCCAAUCAACCGCCGCCGCCUCUACUCUGGCUCCCAGUCGCAACACCACCAAGUCUGAGGGCUACCGUGGUACUGCUCUUGGCGAUGGACGUGCCGGUUUCGCCAAGCCCCAGCAGUUCGGUCGCAGCUACAUGCCCGUUAGCCCCGAGACCAACUACUCCCGCACUGCUGGUAGCGACCAGGCCUAUUCAGCUACUACUCCCGAGAACAACUACGCACACCCUGUGGGCGGCUCUCCCAACCACAACGCUGCUGAGAUGUAUAGCCCUGCCAAUACAGCUGAGCUGGCCAGUGACAGCGCUGCUACCAAGUGGCAUCAAAACGAUGCUGCCGAGAUCGAUGGCAACCAGGUUUCAAGCGCUCGUGGAACAGCACCUCCUGAGAACGUUUACGAGAUGCCCGCACAACCCUACAGGUAAACGAUGAGGUUGCCAGAUGACCAGUACAGUGGCCACUGGUAAUGGAAUGGAUGGAUGAGGAAAACUUCAAGAUUCGAUGAGACUCCCCCUUGUAGCUAGAGGGAGGGGAAAUAAUUAAUGUCAGAUACUGUACAUAUUGUAAACCCUUACUUUUUUUCCUUGCGUAUGACGAGAUCACACCGGUAAAGCGAACAAGAGCGGGAGAUGAUGUCUCCCAUUGCAUGACUUGUAUAUCUUCCAUUGCUACCAUUUUGGGUUCAACAGAGUUGUGGAUGAUUUGAGGUGUUGAGGUGGAUUAGAUACGUGGAUGCAAUAAAAAGAAUUAAAAUCUGACAGCCUGAAGAUGUUAGUUACUGUGUGAAUAGAUCUAUGUUUUCAGAUCUCGAACUUCAACCACUCUCUGUCCAGUGGAGGUG